Messenger RNA from Paramecium tetraurelia, 1323 nucleotides. RefSeq lists its product as uncharacterized. Gene Ontology annotation, cellular component: membrane. The record is from RefSeq and is a predicted model, not a curated record. The transcript is spliced from 4 exons. Lineage: Eukaryota; Ciliophora; Oligohymenophorea; Peniculida; Parameciidae. Gene Ontology annotation, molecular function: signaling receptor activity.
AUGAGCCAAGUCAACAUAUCACAAAGAGUUCCAAAGUAAAACAAACAAGAAACCAAGGAUAUUAAAGAGAAUAUCAUCCAUGAAAGAAUUAUUGGUCCCAUUUGUAAAGCUCCCGGUUACUUAAAAGAUCAAUAUAUUAAACAUGGCUACAGAAUUAACUUCAAAAACAAGAAGGACGUUAUAAAGAGCAUGUUUAUGUGGCAUAAUGAAUUGGUCAAUAUUUGGACACAUCUAAUAGGUGCUAUCAUCAUAGUCUCGCUAAUAUUUUACCUAUGGUUAAAUUAUGAUGAUCUCUUUCGUCAUAGAGCAAUUCAGACAUUCAAUGAAUCAUUACACAACAUUUAUGAGCAUGCUUUCACUCUGGAAUAAUAAAUCUAACAAUAAUUAGAGAAUGGACUUCACAAUUUUUAGGAUGAUGUUUAAUUGAUGCAGAAACAAUUACAUGAAAAGAUUAACACUGUCAACAAGCUCUUCAAUGAAGUGGCUCAUCAAUAUGAUUAUGAAUUUUCAAAAAUUCAAAAAAAUAUUGCUGAAGCCUUUGAUUGGGAAAACUUGAAAUGGAAUUAUAAUAUCUCAGAAAUAAUUCAAGAUUAUAAGUAGAAAGCCACAGAAAUCGUUGAAUCCAAAGAUUUUGAUUGGAUCGAUUUAUAUUUAGAAUUUCAACAUCUCACAGGAAGAUAAACCAUAGAUGAAGAGAAAUUACAUAAAAUGAUAUCUAGAUGGCCCUUGAUAGCAUUUCUAGUUUCUGCCAUUAUAUGUUUAGGAUGUAGUACUACUUACCAUCUGUUUUAUUGUCUCUCAGAAAAUGUCAACAAAGUGCUCAUUCGAUUAGAUUAUGCUGGUAUAUGUUUUCUUGUUUCAGGUUCGACAUUUGCUCCAUUAUUUUAUGGAUUCUAAUGCAAUCUAAAAUAUGCAAUCAUAUAUGCCAGUCUAUAAGGCUUUUUUGCCAUCAUUCUCUUUAGUUUUUGUCUAUUUGACUUUUUCUAUACUGCAGAAUGGAGAUCCUUAAAAAAUAAGUUAUUUGCAGGACUUGGAUUUACAAGUGCCAUUCCACUCAUUCACUUUGCAAUCGGUGAUACUUGUUUAGAAGGAUAUAGUUUUUAAUCAUAAUUACCUUAUUAUGCUGCUAUGGCCAUUUCAUAUUUAUCUGGUUUGUAUAUCUAUAAUAUAAGAUUUCCCGAGAAGCAUAUCCCAGGGAAAUUCGAUAAUUGUGGAUAGAGUCAUCAAAUUUGGCAUAUUAGUGUAGUGAUUGCAAUCUUAUUCACUUAUGUUGGAUCUUUGAAUGCCUAUUAUUAGAGAUUGGAUAUGCCUUGUAAAGCAUGA